UCCAUCUUAACCCCUCGUCUCUCUACUGAAGCAGAGCAGUUAGUGAGUGUGGCUCGAUGGACAAGAAGGUGGUGCUGAUCACAGGCUGCUCGUCGGGCAUCGGCCUCAGCCUGGCUGUCCGGCUGGCCUCCGACCCCAACAAAACAUUCAAAGUGUAUGCCACCAUGAGAAACCUGGCCAAGAAGGAGCGUCUCAUAGAGUGUGUGAAAAGCCUGCACAAGGACACCUUGGACAUCCUGCAGAUGGACGUGGCCAGCUGGCAGUCCAUCCUGGAUGCGAGGGACAGGGUCGUGGAGAAACGAGUGGACAUUCUGGUGUGUAAUGCUGGUGUGGGUUUGAUGGGGCCGCUGGAGGUGCAGUCCUUGGACUCCAUGAGGCAGAUUCUGGAGGUCAACCUCUUCGGUACCAUCCAGACCAUCCAGGCUUUCCUUCCGGAGAUGAAGGCUCAGGGUCAGGGCCGCAUCCUGGUCACGGGGAGCACUGGAGGGCUUCAAGGUCUCCCCUUUAAUGAGGUGUACUGUGCCAGUAAAUUUGCAAUAGAGGGAGCAUGUGAGAGUUUGGCCAUCCUCCUGCAGCACUUCAAUAUCCAUGUGAGUCUCAUUGAGUGCGGUCCAGUCAACACUGACUUCCUGGUCAACCUGCAGAAGGCGGAGCUCGGGGAUACGUCUCUGCAACAGGUCGAUGCCCUCACACUCAGCCUCUAUGAAAAAUACCUGCAGCACUGUGGCUCCGUUUUCCAAAACGCAGCACAGGACACGGAGGACAUUGUGAAGGUUUUCCUGGAUGCCAUCCAGUCACCCAGCCCUGCAUUCAGAUACUUCACCAGCGGGGACGUGCCACCUCUCACCAAACUCAAGGUCACAGAGCCAGAUGGCUCGCGGUACAUCAGGGCUUUGAGCAAAACCAUGUUCUCAGCAGAGGAACAAUAAUUGUGUUUUGUUUUCAACCAAGCAACUACUUGCUCUCCAUUUUUCUUUAUGUGCAGAGGUGAAUGUUUUUGCUCUUUCAGUUUUGUAUUCUAUAUUAAAGUUGACGCUCUGUGACUCACUGUAGUGGCUGAAAGUUCUUCUAUUUUUGUUUGUUGCUUAUCCAAAGUUAUAUUCCUUAUCGCAAUAUAAAGAUGAUUGUUUUUAUUUUCUUGUUGGUGGAGAAAUAUUUGUAUCGAGUGAUACAGCAUUCCUGUCGUUCCAUAGUGUUCUUACCAAACUGGUUGACAUAUUUUCACAGGGAUCGGUGUGCUUCUGCACCACAUUGUUAAGAAGUUUGUCAUUUUCUAUCGGCUAUUUCAAGGAAACAGAAACAACUUCCUCCCUCCGAAGCAUGAAGUGAUAAAAGAAAUCAAGGCUCUCAGGAGUUUCUCCAAGAUGCAAGAGUUUUUACAUGAUUUAAUGAAAUUAUAUGUUGUAUUUCUUUUCUAUUGUUUGAGAUUUGGAAAUAUCAUAUGUCAUAUAUUUUGUGGAAGUUAUGUUUUAAUUCUUGAAAUCUUUUAUCAGAGACGUGUGUGCGCUCUACACAAGUGAUCCCAUAUAUUUUUGUGACAUAUAUGUAGACGCAUAGUAAAGUUAUUUUGCUGGUUGAAUGAAAGCCUGUCAAUGAUUAAUAUAAUAAAAAUGAUAAAUAAAUGAUAAUCUAAUAAUUAUUACUGUUAUACUUC
Molecule: messenger RNA, 1654 nt
Organism: Cottoperca gobio
Lineage: Eukaryota; Metazoa; Chordata; Actinopteri; Perciformes; Bovichtidae
Gene: hsd17b1
Product: hydroxysteroid (17-beta) dehydrogenase 1
Exons: 6
Coding region: 57-929 (290 amino acids)
Biological process (GO): estrogen biosynthetic process
Cellular component (GO): cytoplasm; cytosol
Molecular function (GO): estradiol 17-beta-dehydrogenase [NAD(P)+] activity
Source: RefSeq, a predicted model, not a curated record